AACUCUCUGCCUGCAGUCAUGGAGCUCGGAGGGGCCUUCACCAUCUUUCUGGCUCUCUGCUUGUCCUGCCUGUUCAUCCUCAUUGCCUGGAAACGGACCCAGAAAGGGGGAAAGCUGCCCCCUGGCCCCACCCCGAUACCCUUCCUGGGGAACCUGCUGCAAGUCAGUACUGAAGCCACCUUUCAGUCGUUCAUGAAGCUCCAGGAGAAAUAUGGCCCAGUCUUCACAGUGUACAUGGGGCCCCGGCCCGUCGUUAUUUUGUGUGGACACGAAGCAGUGAAGGAGGCCCUGGUAGACCGAGCAGACGACUUCAGUGGCCGCGGAGAACUGGCUUCAAUAGACAGAAACUUCCUCGGUUACGGUGUAGCUAUGGCCAACGGGGAGCGAUGGCGGAUACUCCGACGCUUCUCCCUGACUAUUCUCCGGGACUUCGGGAUGGGAAAGCGGAGCAUUGAGGAGCGGAUCCAGGAGGAGGCCGGCUUCCUGCUAGAGGCAUUACGGAACACCAAGGGUGCCCCCAUCGAACCCACCUUCUUCCUGAGCCGCACCGUCUCCAACGUCAUCAGUUCUGUGGUCUUCGGAAGUCGCUUCGACUACGAGGACAAGCAGUUCCUGAAGCUGUUGCGGAUGAUCAAUGAGAGUUUCAUUGAGAUGAGCACGCCCUGGGCACAGCUCUACGACAUGUAUUCUGGCGUCAUGCAGUACUUGCCGGGAAGACACAACCGCAUCUACUAUUUAAUAGAGGAGCUCAAGGACUUCGUCGCCUCCAGGGUCAAGGUCAAUGAAGAGUCCUUUGACCCACAGAACCCUCGGGACUUCAUUGACUGUUUCCUGAUCAAGAUGCACCAGGACAAAAAUAAUCCCCAGACAGAAUUCAACCUCAGGAAUUUGGUCCUCACCACCCUCAACCUCUUCUUUGCUGGCACAGAGACGGUGAGCUCGACACUACGCUACGGGCUGCUGCUGCUGAUGAAGUACCCAGAGGUGGAAGGUGAGCUUGGCAGAGCCCACCUGAGCCACUUACCUGGUGACUCUUACCCACCAGGAAGGAGGACAUACCUUGUAACCUGA
Molecule: messenger RNA, 1071 nt
Organism: Condylura cristata (star-nosed mole)
Lineage: Eukaryota; Metazoa; Chordata; Mammalia; Eulipotyphla; Talpidae
Product: cytochrome P450 2G1-like
Exons: 6
Coding region: 19-1071 (350 amino acids)
Biological process (GO): xenobiotic metabolic process
Cellular component (GO): intracellular membrane-bounded organelle; cytoplasm
Molecular function (GO): oxidoreductase activity, acting on paired donors, with incorporation or reduction of molecular oxygen, reduced flavin or flavoprotein as one donor, and incorporation of one atom of oxygen; iron ion binding; heme binding
Source: RefSeq, a predicted model, not a curated record